Messenger RNA from Anopheles cruzii, 1999 nucleotides. RefSeq lists its product as uncharacterized. NCBI's taxonomy places the organism in Eukaryota, Metazoa, Arthropoda, Insecta, Diptera, Culicidae. The transcript is spliced from 4 exons. Bases 44 to 1663 code for a protein of 539 amino acids. The record is from RefSeq and is a predicted model, not a curated record.
GUGAGAUCUUAUCUCAAAAUCGUACAACGAUUUAUACUUGAAAAUGUCUUACUUGAAGUCAGUUUUCAAAACCGGUUGUUUGCUGAAAGUUCUCUCAUCUAAACGCUUGCUAGUGGAACAUUUGGAAAUGCUUGAACUGUGUGUUAACAGCGACCUGCGUGUCAAUUAUCUUUACAAUUGUUUACAAAGCCGUUUAGCUUUUACAGUUGUUAGUUGCGGGUGUCUUGUUUCAGCUCUUUUAACAUUCUAUUCCAGCGGUAACCGUUACGCACUUGCUUUGACCGCUUCAGCGUUUGCAACUUGUCUGCACACAAAGUGGAUCUACUCUCUAAAACUGAACAAGAUUGACGAAUUAAUUAAAGUCGUCGAAAAAUUCGAGGAUGUCAUGAAACGAAACAUUAUCUUCAUAGCUGAAUUAAAUCAAUGCGAUCAAAAUCGAAGUUCAUAUUGGCGACGUACGAUGAAUGAAAAUGAAGUUUUUCAGAAUUGCUUGCAGAGCUGUAAGCUUGUGAUCGUCGAGCUGCACCGAUAUGUACAAUCUAUAGAAAAUAAAACUAAAUUGCAUGAAAAAUUUAUACAGUGGUAUGAACCGUUAGAGUCGCUAGAGAAUUUGGGACUUUCGAGAGACAGCUUAUCAACUCACUAUCAGAUAAAGACGUUUUACACCAUUUUCUUAUACGUUCAAUCAGCUUGCUUGCUACGGUUGGCUCUCGCCUGUGCUAGUGACGCAGAUCUCAGCCACAUUGAGGUCGAGCGGAAACAACUAAUUUGUGCAAUAGGUCGAGCAACAACAAAGGGCAAGAAAUAUUUGUUGCUCAAUAAUGGCUCAGAAAUGAGCCAAAAAAUAUACUACAAUAAAGAUCUAGUCCCAGCAGAACUUUUGUCAAUAAACCAUCAAUCAAUGAUGCUAUCGGCCAAAUUAACAAUUGCUGCCAAACAGAUAGCUCACGUGGAUGGUGAGCUAAGCGAGAUCGCCUCUACGUUUUCCGGUGAUUGCGAACGGUUACGGAUAGCUGAGCAACAUGUCACAGAUAUUGGAGCUGGUUUGCUAGCCCGUUGCGACGAAAUUCAACGAUUGCUCAUUAGCCUAAGAAAAGUGCUGAAACGGGAUGUAGAGAAGGAAAAUUUUGCCUCGACACAGUCAUCGGAUGGAAGUGACCAAUUAACAAACGAUGAAACGCAUUGCUCCGGUCGGGAGGAGGCAAAUAUCGUUGAGCAAGCAGGGGACGAGUUUUUCAUUUGUCACCAUAACGAAGCCGGAGAGGAAACAUCUGUUGAGUUAGGCCCCAUGGCCCUCUAUGAAGAGGAAUGGAUCGAUAGGAAAUUAAUAAAACACCAGUUUGGACCGGUGCUGAAGCAGUUGCGGGAAAAGUUACAACCGAUUGAACAAUCGUUUAAAUUACGUGAGCAGCAAGCCUUGAAGUUGAAAGGCCUUAACGUGCUACCAGAAGAGUCGGGAAGUCCAGAAUUAUUUAAAAAAGGCAAUAGGUUAGAGUAUGAGGAGAGUACGGGAUCGUCUGACGAUGAGGUCCCGCAAAGGCGUGCGAAACGUUACCAAGAAAAUUAUGAGAAGGAUCGGGAGUUUCUAGCGAGCAAACCACAAAUCAAUCUGAUUUUAAAUCAUCCGAUCAAUAUGCAGCACGACGAACAAAUACUGGAGUGAAUAUAAACGAACUAAUCUUCUCUAAAAAGUGCUUCAAUGCUCGGCUUUGAUUUUAAUUGUAUUUAUUUUCUUUUCAUUUUCAUUAAAUUUGAAUCGUUCCAUUUAUAAAUACGUUUCCAGUCUGUACCUGUAUCCUAUUCCAGUGUGCCUGUUCCAUUUUUUUUUGUGUGGAUGUUGUGUUCAGGAAAACUACAUGUUCAUUAUGCUUCGCGUUCUCUAGCGUUCAAUACGUCACGUGUUGCUUCAAAUGCUGGUUAAUAGAGCUCUUUGUUUAUUAUUAUUAUUAUUAUUAUUGUUAUAUUAUAUUACAGCACACCAGUGGAACUCAUAAGUCAC